ACCUUAGUCUUCACACUGUUCUUUCUCUCUUGCUCUCCCUCUCUCUCUCUCUCUCUCACACACACACACACACACACAGAAUCAAUCACCCCGCCCUCAUCUCAGCAUCACACACGACCACCGUGUCCGUCAAUCUUCCACCGUCGAACAUAGCCACCACAACUCACCAUUGCCUCGCCUCCCAUCGACAUUCAGGUUAUUCAGUCCUUUUCCGACUGAAGUUUUUGACUGAUUUCGAUACAUGUAGACAUAGUUAUGUAUAUAUAUAUCGUAAUCUUCGUUCAAUUUUUUGUAGAUUUCUUCGACAUUGUGCUUGCUUUCUUUACCGAUUAAAGUUUUGACUGAUUUCGAUUCAUAUAGUUAUGUAUCUAUCGUAUUUAAGUUUUGAUUUUGACUGAUCCAUCCACAAAAUUGUAUUAUCCAUCCAACCCGUCGAUAUAUCUGAACAUCACGAAGGUACUCUCUCUCUCUCUCUCUCCCCCAGAUAAUUCCUCCUUAGAGUUGCAGAUCUUGAUUCGCCAUUGAAGAACUCUCUCUCGGAAGCCCCUCUCUCUUUGUUUCUUCUCUUCCUUCUUUUCUUCUUGUUUUACAAUCUUAAUCUGCUCCUAGGGUUUGGAUUAAGGCCAUAGAGUUUGGAUCGAUGGAUUCAUUAUACAUCCCCUGCGUUGAGCAUGCGAAGCAAUGGCUUUCCAAUUCCAAUCAUCCAAUCGAUUCCGAUCCGAAUGUUACUUAUGUGGAAAUUAUGCCUCUUUUCAGAUGCCCGUGCAUGGCUCCAUGGUGCCGGUCCAAGUGGAAGGUUCGGAUGAGCAAUACCAGCAGUCAUUAUUGAGAAGUAGAUUCUUGCAAAGUAGAAGAUUGGUCCAAGACAAGAGACCCUCCUCUUCUGUGGCAGCAAGUGAAUUGGGUUUUUUGAGGCAAAGACACACACAGUGGUUUAAGAUUGAUGAUGUUGGCAUGGAUACAGUGAUGUUUUUGGGACAGAUUGAUGAUGUUUGUACGGGCGUAAUUUACAUUAUAUUUUUGUUUAUGGAAAACAUGUACACCUUAUAUGUUUUAUUAGUAAGAUUUUGUUUAAUUUGGAUUUUAAUUGUUGGUUUAGAUAGUAUAUGUAUUUGUUGGAUUAUACUAUGUUUAUGGAUUCUUAUUUUCUUUGAUAUGUACAGUUAAUAGUUAAGUUUUGUAUAUGGUUGGAAAUUGAAUGCUACAGGUUGUGGAGAAAUAUUUU
This is a messenger RNA of Camellia sinensis, 1225 nucleotides long. The record is from RefSeq and is a predicted model, not a curated record. Lineage: Eukaryota; Viridiplantae; Streptophyta; Magnoliopsida; Ericales; Theaceae.